AUAUUGAAUUAUAAUUUUUUUUGUGAUAUAGAGUGCAAUUUCUCUUUCUUGAUUGUCUUUGCAUUGCGGGUUAUUUAUUACUCUCUGCUCUUCCUAAAGCUUCAUCCUUUUUUUUUCUCCUGGCAAGAAGGUAGAGGAUAUGUUUCCUGACAGCUCAAAGCGGGAAGAAGUUGUUACUGUUGAUGUGAGCCAAGCCAAGAUUCUCCUCCAGUCCGACCAUCAAUAUCUUGAUGUUAGGACUGAGGAAGAGUUUCGGAGAGGACAUUGUUUUGUACCUAAGAUCCUCAACGUUCCCUACAUGCUCAAUUCGCCUCAAGGAAGAGUGAAGAAUCAAGACUUCUUGGAUCAAGUGUCUUCUCUUCUCAACCCAACAGAUGAUAUCCUUGUGGGUUGUCAGAGUGGAGCCAGAUCCUUAAAUGCAACAACUGAACUUAUUUCUGCUGGUUUCAAGAAAGUGAGAAACGUAGGAGGUGGCUAUCUGGCUUGGGUGGACCACAACUUUCCCAUCAUUAAGGAGCAGCAGCAAUCUGCAAACUAAGAGAUGCAUGCACCCUCUUUAAAUUUCCUUUUAAUAUAAUGCAAACUGUGAUGUAAUAAUAGCUCGCUAUCUCUCUUUCUCUGUAUUUAGAAUUUGCAGUGUGUUGUUGUGUUAUCAUAAAGAAAAAGAAAAGAA
Messenger RNA from Brassica napus (rape), 673 nucleotides. RefSeq names its product thiosulfate sulfurtransferase 18-like. Gene Ontology annotation, molecular function: catalytic activity. The coding region runs from base 140 to 538 and encodes 132 amino acids. NCBI's taxonomy places the organism in Eukaryota, Viridiplantae, Streptophyta, Magnoliopsida, Brassicales, Brassicaceae. The record is from RefSeq and is a predicted model, not a curated record. The transcript is spliced from 5 exons.